GUUUAAUCUCCUUCUUCCCCACCACCGACGAAUGAUGCUCUGUCGGAGCACCUCAUCCUCACUCACUCACUCACUCACUCACACACAAGGUGACAGACGAUGUCCGACUCAUUGGGUGGUCAUCCUGAUAGCCAUGGCUUGGAUUCUUUCCAUGGUCCUCGCGCGGAAUGUCUUACUUGACGAUAAGGGGAGGGAGAGGAGAGGAGGUAGUAGCGCCCUCAUCGCUGCCUCAUGGGUGUUGUUGACCCUUGGAUCCAUUCCUUCCAUUCUUCACCAGUUCUCCGGGGCCCCCUAGCGCGCCCUUGGAACUGUACCGUUAACCUGACAAGUGGCCCUCAAAGGAAGGGAAAAAAAAAGCUCCC
This is a messenger RNA of Aspergillus welwitschiae, 362 nucleotides long. RefSeq lists its product as uncharacterized. Bases 32 to 295 code for a protein of 87 amino acids. The transcript has a single exon. The record is from RefSeq and is a predicted model, not a curated record. NCBI's taxonomy places the organism in Eukaryota, Fungi, Ascomycota, Eurotiomycetes, Eurotiales, Aspergillaceae.